GUACCUACUAAGUCGCCAUAUUGGAUUGCAAGGGUUGUUGCGAUGGGUUGAAUCUUUGCUCUGUAUGAAUUUUCCUCGUCUUUUCAUCAAGUUGCGGGAGCCAUUCUUAGAUUAGAUGGUUAUUUAUUAAGGCUUUCGUCCCUUCAAAUCUCUAAAAAUCUCAUUGUASAGGUAAAAUGAGCCAAAUUCCUCAAGCAAGAACGGGCCUAAAACCGCCAAACAAGAUCCACAAACCCAUUCAAGGUGGAGGUGGAACUGUUAGUUCGCCAUCAAACCCUAGCGCYGGAGCUGUCAGACCACGAGGAACACCAGCAGGGAAAACAACUCCUAGUACAGGAGCAAGUAAAGUAUCGCCAUCAGCGGGAAGAAGUACUGCAACAAGCAGUGUUGUGAAACCACGGGGAUCAACGGCUGCAGCCACUGGACUAACAAGUCCCCGUGGCUCAAUCGUCGCCACAUCAAGUCAACAACAGCCWAAAUUGUCGAGAGAAAACUCAGAGACUCGCCUUCAAUAUCGACGAGAAGGAUCAAGUAGUAGUCUUAAAAGUACCGGGUCAGACUCUUCAGGAUCGUCAGUUCGAAGACGUGGCUCAUCUUCGCAAAGUCAACAAGCCACCCCGGCGGCCGAUUUGAAAAAGUUUUUCUCAAUCGGGGAUCGUGUUUUGGUCGGCGGUGCUAAGCCAGGAGCAAUUGCCUUCAUUGGGGAAACGCAGUUUGCUAAAGGUGACUGGGCUGGUGUGAUUUUGGAUGAGUCUUUGGGCAAAAAUGACGGUUCCGUUGCGGGUGUUAGGUACUUUGAAUGUAAACCAUUACAUGGUGUGUUUACGAAGUUGGAGAAACUUACAAAAAUCAACAAAGUUACUGAAACAAUACACAACGAUGGGCCUAGUACUGCUCUUGAGAUAGGUGAUAGAGUAGUAGUUAGUGGUACAAAGAUCGGCACAGUCAGAUAUGUUGGAACGACUGGAUUCGCUAAGGGCGAAUGGGCUGGAGUUGAACUGGAUGAACCGCUAGGAAAGAACGACGGCGCUGUGGCGGGAACAAGGUAUUUCCGUUGUCAACAAGACUUUGGACUCUUUGCUCCUGUUCACAAAGUUGUCAAAACAGGCAAAAAGGAAGCAGCAAAACUUCCAACCUCUCCUCCACCUCAAGAAGGGUCAUUAUCCUUGCCACCACAGCUGGCAGAGUCAGCAGUCAAUUCCCGAGUUGACACAGUUCCCAAAACAAGUAGAGAGAACUCUGUUAGUUCCCCAGAACUGACGCCACUGUCACUUAGUAGCGUAUCAGCUAUAGCACAAAAGUCUGAGGAAAACAAUGACAUUACUCAAGCCUCCCCAGGCAAAGCACACAUCAGUCUUCAAGUUGUUGCUCUACAGGAAGCUCUGCAGGACAGAGAAAGACAGAUCCAAACAUUGCUUGAAGAAAGAGACUUUGAAAGAAAUGAAGUGGCAAGUGCAACAAGUCAAGUAUCAAAGGCUGAACAAGAGCUUAUUACUGUAAGAAAGAAACAUGAAGAAGUACUCUUAGAGAGUACUAAGAGUAUUGAUGCCCUUAAGAACUUAGUUGAAGUAGCAGAAAAGGAGAAAGGAGAACUGAACUUGCAGUUGGAGGAGGAAAAGAGGAAAAAUGAAGAUUUGCUGUUUAAACUAGAAGAAGAAGAAAUAACCCUUGGAGAUGAAAUUAAGAUUGAAGAGAAACAAAUCAAAGAGUUAAAACAAGUAAUACAAGAAAACCAAGAGACAAUCUCCAAACUGAAUGAUGAACUGAAAAACCUUAAGAGAGAAAAGUUUGACUCAGAGAAAAAGUCAGAAGACAUUGAAUUCCAGCUCUUGGAGACCAAUCAGGACCUGUCAACAAUGAAGMAAAACUUGGAGAGUUCACAAGCCAAAGUCAGGGAACUUGAAAGUAAACUUUCCUCUUUAGAGGAAGCAAGUCAUGGUAAAGAAGAGCAAAUGGAAAGAAUAAAACAAUUAGAAAUAGAGAUCAAUWGCAAAAAUACAAAGUACAAAAACCUGGACAAGGAUUUGCAAAAUGCUAAUAAAGAUUUACAAAAAACACAUGAUGAAAAUGAAACAUUCAAGGCACAGAUUGAAGAUCUCACUGCUAAACUGUAUAGUAAAGAAAGUGAAUUUGCAUCAAUGUCUGAUGAAUUAAAGCACAUCAAAGCUGCCACUUUAGGUAAAUAUGCACCUAGCACAUUAUGUCACACUCACCUAGAGAAUGAGAUUGCUGAGCUAAUGAAGAGUUCAGGAAGUAAUUCCGAGAGAUUGACAUAUUUAAAUGAUCAACUCAGAGAGAAAGACAGGGUUAUUGAUGAAGUCAAAGGCUUAUUGGCUGAGUCACAAGCUAAUUCAUCUAAGCUGACUGGAGAGAUUGCUCAAGCUAAGGAAUCACAUGAAUAUGAUAUUGACAAACUUUCCAAGUCACAUGAUGAUCAAGUCAAGAAGUUAACAAAUCAAAUCAAUUCACUGAAAACUGAAGUUGAGAGAAGUAAAGAUGAAAUUGUGAACCUUGUUGGAGCUCACAAGGCAGAACUAGAGAACAUACAACAGACAAAAACAGAAGAGAACGCAAACUUCUCAAACCAACUUGACGAAAAGACCAAACAAUUUCAAAASCUCUCUGAAGAGUUAGAGACCACCAAGAAACAAUUGCAUGAGACAACACAGGAAAAGGACAGUUUUAAGGAAAGUGAGAAUGCAAAAACCAGUCAAGUGUCAACUCUACAAGCAGAGGUCAGUGAGAAGAUAGCAUUACUAAAGGAUCUCAGUGGUGAACUUGAAGAGAUCAAGAACCAACUAAAGACUACCACAUUAGAUAGGGAUAGCUUAAAGGAGAUGUUGAGUACCAAAGAAGCAGAAUUGGGUUCUGUAAAUACAGAGUUGAAGUACCAGAAAUCUCAAGUUGAGAAACUAAAUGAUAUGCUUCAAAAAAUAAAGUUAGAACUGCACGAAGCCAACAACUGUAGAGAAACAGAUUCAAAYCWGCAUAAAACUGAAUUAGAAAAGCUGAAUGAMGAACUCUAUGUAACAAAGUCAGAGAAGAAGAAAGCAAUACAAGAUAGAGAAGUAGAGUUCAAUCGCGUUAAAACAGAUUUAGAAAAUCUUAGUGAAAAACUCCAGGAAAUAAACUCAAAAUUGAUGAUCACAACAAAUGAGAGAAAUAAUUUUGAAGAGUUGUCAAAUGCCAGAAAUAAUGAAAUUAUAGCACUAACUACACAGCUAAAUGAACAGAAAUUGUCAAAGACAAAACUUCAYCAAGAUCUGGAAAUCAAAGAAAUAGAAUUAGCUGAACAGAAAUCUGUGAUUGAARAAUUAAAUACAGACCUUGAACUAAAGCGUAAAGAGUUACAAAAUGCGACAUGUGACAGAAACAGUUUUGGGGAACUAGCAGAUACUAAACAAACUGAAAUUGCUUCCUUGCUAGCAGAGUUGGAUAACARGAAAUCGCAAAAAGAYAUUUUGGUUAAAGAACUUGAGCAAACAAAAGCAGAAUUAAGGAAUGCAACACAAGAAAGAGAAGAAACAUUAAAUGAUCAGAAACAUUUUGCAGAGAAGUUAAAGAAGGAACUAGAAGACACAAGAGCCAAACUACAAAUUAUGACCAAYGAAAAAGAAAUGAGUUUAAGUCAACACAUGUCUGAGGUAGAAAAAUUAAACAUGGAAUUAAGUAAAGCAACAACAGAACUUCAAAAUGUAAAUGAGGUUAGAAACAGCAAGGAGAAUGAAUUUGCAGUGUUACAGACAAAGCUGAACAAUGAAAUAUCUGCAAAGGAAAAGUUGGUGAAAGAACUGGAGGUCUUUAAGACAAAACUACAGRARACAUCAGAAGACAAAGAAACAAAGCUAAAUAAGCAAGUUAUUGUUGCAGAAAAACUGGAAAGAGAACUUGAAGAAAUUAAGCUAGAACUUCACAACACCAAACAGUCUAAAGAAAGAGAAAUGAAUGAAGGUAAAGCUCUUAAUGAGAAACUGAAUAAAGGACUUGAAGAGAUAAAGAAAGAACUUCAGAGUGUAGUACAAGACAAAAAUAAUAUUGGAGAAUUUGCAGAUGCUAAACAGGCUGAAAUUGGCACCUUAACAAUGGAACUAAAUGAACAAAAAUUGUUAGUAGAAGAGCUGACAAAAGAGUUUGAUAACAUGAAGGCAGAACUUCAAAAAGUCUCUCAAGAUAAGGAGGAUGCUGCUGCACAGGCAGACACCAAACAAGUUGAAACUGAAUCCCUAACAGCAGAGCUAAAUGAACAGAAAAGCGUAUUGGAAAAACUGAAUCAAGAACUUACUGCAACUACACAAGACAGAGAUAGCUUUAAGGAAAAAUGCAUCAACUUUGAAUCUCAGCUUCAAUCCAAACAAAAUGAGCUCAAGGAAGUCAGUUUGAAGCUUGAGGGUGCUGUGACUGAGAGAAGCCAGUUGACUAGUUCCCAUGGCGACAAGGACAAGAAAAUAACUGAAGUAAUGAAGAAAUAUGAACAACUGAACACUCAGCACCAGGCUCUUUUACAAGAGAAGGGAGAAAAAGAGAAGUCAUACCAUGAUACUCAUUCCAAGUUACAAGAACUGCAGGUGAAACACACUGAACUAGAAAAAGAGCUAAAUGUCCUUAGAACUGAGUCCUCUAACAAGGAACAAGAACUGGUACAGGUGAAAUCUUCUGCAACUGAUGGAGCUUCAAAAGUUACUGAAUUACAGACUCGAUUGGAACACAUCAAGGCUGAAAGAGAUCAGUUCAGCAGGAAGGCMGUGGUUCUAGAGGAGCAGAGUACCUUACUUCAAGAGCAAAUCAAGUCUCUAAACCAGGAGAAAUCUGACGCACAAAGUUGUAAUUCAGAGCUGAGUCAAGCCUUAUCAUCAGCGCAAGAUCAGAUACAGUCACUUUCAGAAAAACUGAUAGAAAGGGAAAAUAACAAGGCAGCCUUGAACGUUAGCAUUGAGAACGACCUGGAGGCUACAAGACAUGAAUUGAAACUAAAGGAUGAUGAACUUACGAAAUAUAGACAACAGGUUUUGGAUCUAAAGAAACAAAUUGCAACUACAGGAUUGCAGCCGUCUUCUAAUAUAGAAAGUCAAGGAAACGAAGAUAUCGCUGUCAAACUAGUAGAGACAGAGGAUCUCCUUGAGGCUACACAAGCAGAAAAAGAAAACUUAGACGCUCAGGUCGAGUUCCUCAAUUCUGUGAUCGUAGAUUUACAGCGUAAAAAUGAAGAAAACGAGCAAAGGAUAGAAUUGCUGGUGACGGGCGGGUCAAGAACAAAUGGUCUUCUCGACUCACCUGAAUUAGACGAAGARCCAGUACCGCGGUUCAAGGUGCGGUUGUUUUGUGACAUCUGUGACGUUUUUGAUGAGCAUGACACUGAUGACUGCCCUGCUCAGGCCUCUGAUCCUACCGAUGUCGGAACAAUGCACCAUGGAAGUAGAACUGAAGAAAGACCGUAUUGUACCACGUGUGAAGUGUUCGGUCACUGGACACAAGAUUGCGACGAUGAAGAGACUUUCUAACAGCUCAAAGCAAGAUAUUACUGGGCUUCCUGUGUUGUAKAUACCGAGUCAAUAAUAAUUACAAGUGCCGCUACUAUAAAGAAAUGCCGCACUUUAAUUCUUCGUCCAAAGUACCGUAUAUUAUGGACCWUUUCGACGAUACGGCAGGGACCACAUACAGAAAAGAUGUUUUAUGURGAUUUAGGCGUUAAUUGACAUUCAACUCACCACAACCUAAUUUGAAAAGAGAAAAAUUAGUAAGAUGUACAUAAAAUUGUCAACAAAUACACGAAAAUAUUAGCGAGCUUCGGAACUUCAUGCACGCGCCUGARAUAUUUUUGAAAUCGAAUUUUUUACUAUAUUUUUGACACUCGAUGCCCCAUAAUGCAGUUGUGGUGUUUUKUUUCAUGUUCAUUGUUAAAUACUCAUUUUCUAGUGAAUUGAAUGAUAAUCAACGCCAUUGGAGGAAAAAUGCCUUUACGUAUAAACAUCCUACCAAAUUGGCCGCCAAUUCGUCGAACUGAUCCACUAUGGACGCAAAAAAUAACCAWGCCUUUGUGGUGAUAAUUCUUUUAAAGAACAGGAAGGCUUCAGAAAUGCUUCAUWUAAUCGUUAAAAUAGUUCAUACAGGCUUAUAUUUUCAAUGAUAAAAACACAAUGCCAUGUUUUACUUAAAGCUGCUUGUGAAACCCACCUCRAUCGGUGUGAACAAAGCAAGUUUUCGCACUGAAAGAAGUAAUGUUUUUGCGGGUGUUUUUGUCGAAAAGUGUAAUGGAUGUUCGGUGUAACAUUACACAUGCUACUGGCAAACUGAGUCACCUUUGUGUGACAGUAUUUAUGAAAUAGCGGUAUUCUUCUUUUAGAAAUGAGAGAAAUUCCAAUAUCAACAGACCUAUAUCCCMCACUCUCUAUGACRAACGCGAAAGUUUUCGACAAAAUAUUAAACUCCAGUCUCGACUUGAAGCCAUUGUUUCUUCUUCUUGCUCAUACAAGCGAUUGUGGGCUAAUAGGUCUAUUAGUUUCACUGAAAGCAGUAAAACUAUACUAAUUAUGUGCAGCAUAAAAUAAACUUGCGUUUUGAAGAAUGACAAGAAUCUACUUGCUUUUUGUCCGCUGUACKUUACUGUGAAACAAUUACCAAUAAUCAGUGCUUAUUAGUGUUAAUAUCCAUAUUUGAACUAAAAGAAAGCAAGUCUUUUUAAAGGUUUAGGGUCUGCUAGUGUCUAUUAUGUUAGUAACCAUUUUACAGUCCAGUGAAAGCCAGCCUAAUAGUCAGUUGCUCACAUUGUGAAUGUGGUUUUAUUUUGUGCAUGUAUUGCAAUCAUUCCCUCCGUUGGGAGUGAAACAUGGUGAAAUACAAAUAAAUAUAAUUUGCAACCGAA
Molecule: messenger RNA, 6859 nt
Organism: Exaiptasia diaphana
Lineage: Eukaryota; Metazoa; Cnidaria; Anthozoa; Actiniaria; Aiptasiidae
Product: CAP-Gly domain-containing linker protein 1
Exons: 30
Coding region: 177-5498 (1773 amino acids)
Biological process (GO): cytoplasmic microtubule organization
Cellular component (GO): microtubule plus-end; nucleus; cytoplasm
Molecular function (GO): microtubule plus-end binding
Source: RefSeq, a predicted model, not a curated record